AUGGAGUUCCGCUGUGAGAUGAUCGACACUGUAAGAAACUUGCAUCUGUUGAUGCCUCCGGUGGCAACACUCAAAAACGCGUAUCGAGAUCGAAAACCACAGAAAGGACAAGGGGGCCAGGAAUCUGGCGAUGAGGGUGAUGAGGAACAGGUCGUCUCAGAGCAGAACUUUGGAGAGUACAUCUUCAAGAAGUACCCUGACCCGGCCAACCUCAAGCAGGACUUGACAGCAGAGCAGCUCAUCGAAGCUUUUCUUCCCACGACCUUGGCGUCAUUCCGUAUGCCUUUGGAAGUGCUGGCUUGUGACUAUUGGGUUCCGGGAACCACCACAAGGGCUGACCUUCCCAAGUACCACAACUCAAGAUUUUGGCGGGAAAUUCUUGUGCCGGGCGAUCUGACUUGCAUCCUCUAUGCAAAACGUGCCACGGAGGACUUUGCCCGAAAAGCACCGAAAGAUGCAACCACCAAGCUCAAGGAUUUGGCCACCGUACUCAAAGCUGGGGAAGAAUUCCAAUGGGAUCGCAUCAACUUCGUUCUUGAGGUGCGCGGUGAGACCGUUGACAAUUUCAUUGCUGAGGCUCAGGACCGGACCAGGAAUGCUCUUGCUUCCAGCCUCACCGCAGCAUUCAAAGCGUGGAACGAGCAAUUGCGCUCAGACCAAGUGGCAUUCCAGUCAGAGAAAAUCUUGUGUGAGCGGGAGAAUGCGAAGAAGAGGUCUUUGCUGGUGAAACAGCUGGAGGAUUGCCACAACAAAGCAUGGCGCUGUGUCACUGACUAUAUGGAAGCGAACUUAAAGGUGUUUGCAGGCAAAGUGGACAUGGCUGAAAACACCUUGAUGCCAUUGGUCAAUGGAUGGAUUACCACCUCUUUGUCGGAGAUAUCGGCUGUCCGUGCAGCGGAUGAUCAUGCCAUCAUUGGCUGGUUGGUGCUACCGACCGCAGGGGUGGUGGGAGCCCAGAAAUGGGAUUGGUUCUUGAAUUUCAUUUGCAACCUGUUGGGGCAGCAUCGAAAAAAUGGAAUGGUGAUCAUCGUUCAUUCCAACCGUGCAUCGCAAGUCAAAAGCAGCCCCAAUGACAAGAAUAGCAGGAAAGACUUGAGUCAGAAGGAGCGGAACUUGGCUGUCAGGAACAUCUCAUGGAUCUUCAGCCCUGCAUCGGUGUAUGGAAAAAGAGAUGGAUUUAUGCAUGGCCUUGCAGUUGUCUCCCGAGAGAUGCCCAAGAACAGCAUCUUCCGGGGCACCCGUGGCUGGAAAACGGGCACCAUCCACGACGUGGAAAUGUUGGGGCGGGCCAGCAUGUGGAAGCCGGAGGCGGCUGGUGGCACAUCCAUCAUCCACAAGAGUCUCCAAGCAUUCCUCCCGGCCAGUGUUGCAACCACGGUCCUUGUGGACAUCCAUGGGUAUGACGGCUUUCCUGCAAUUGCAUGUGCUGAAGAGAGCCGUGUUCUAUGUGGGACCAUUUGUCUUGACCAGUUUGGGGAACAGCAGAUUGAAAAGCGCAUUGCAGAGAAAAUUUACAAUGACAGCCGCACUGGGUCCCUUCAAAUUUCUGGCUUCCCUCAGUUUGAUUCGCUGAUAUCUGCCAUCAAGCAAGGAUCCAACCCUCGUGAGAACAGGAACUACCAGGUGUGCACCCAGAAAGGUGACAGGCUUUUGGUGCUCCAGAGCUACGCGGCUAAGUUCAUGGACUCCGAUGUCACAAAGGAUGAGGCAACUCAAGCCAUCGAAGAUCACAACAAGGUGUUCAAUCAGGGUGGAAAUUUUUGGGAAGAUGAUAUGACUCCCGAGCCAAGUGCAUCAGAGCCUCCUGCCAAGCGAAUCAAGAUUGAACCCACGGAUAUGGUCACUGAAACCGAUGUUUCAUCCCUGAAGAACCCGCAGAAGUUUGCAAUCACCAAUGUCUCGGAACUGAUCACCAAUGGGGACGGCGAUGUUCUAUUCUCCUUUGGAAGUGGCGAGUGGCGUGAGAAUGCGGAAGCCAAAGAUCUGAUGGGUGACGUACAUGGCAGGUGGUAUCCAUUCUCCGCUACAGCUGAGACCAUUGUUUGCUUGGAAAAGCAGGGGCUUCCUGAUCACCUGAAGCAACUGCCUAGCAUUGAAACCCCAAUGACACUCCAAGCUCUGCUUAUGGAUCUUGAAGUCAAAGUGAAGCUUUCCCAUCACUCUAUCGCCGAUGGUCCUGUCAUCACCGCUGAGAAGCCCCUGGUCUUUGUCAUGGACCCUCCAAAGGAAGAUGCUCCUGACGGCAAGAAGAAAAAGCGUAAGCACAAGAAACCUGAUGGGCCUACCUUCAAAAACUUUGGGGCCCGGCUGUGUGUCAACAAGAUGAAGUCAUGUCCCCGGUUCAUCAUUGGAUGGAGGAUGAGUUUUCCUGGAUUAAUUAAGCUUUGUUGCAAAGUAGCAUGA
Cladocopium goreaui is the source of this 2403-nucleotide messenger RNA. Lineage: Eukaryota; Dinophyceae; Suessiales; Symbiodiniaceae. The record is from the annotation of a GenBank genome assembly.